Molecule: messenger RNA, 2249 nt
Organism: Salmo salar (Atlantic salmon)
Lineage: Eukaryota; Metazoa; Chordata; Actinopteri; Salmoniformes; Salmonidae
Gene: sash3
Product: SAM and SH3 domain containing 3
Molecular function (GO): protein binding
Source: RefSeq, a predicted model, not a curated record
CAGUCUCUGUGCUCUACUCUGUCAAACAGGAAGUCACUCUUUUUGUCUCUACUGUUUUGUCAGAGUUCUCUAGAAGUGACAUCGGAGUGACAGGAGCUGCUGAAGUCUGCGUUGGUGCCCGUCUCUCCACUGUUUGACCAAAAAGAAUAGCAGCAGGAACCAUAGAGGAACAAUGUUACGGCGAAAACCUUCCAACGCCUCAGAGAAGGAGCAGGUGCAGGAGAAGGUGCAGAAGAAGAAGCUCACUCUGCAGAGGUCCAGCAGCUUCAAGGACUUCAUGAAGCCCAAGUCCCCAGUAGUGGUGGACAAGGAGCUCAACUUGGACUACACAGUGCCAGAGGAUAUGCCUGUGGAGGAUGCAGUGAAGAGUGGCAGUAAGCAGGGGAAGAAGUCGUGGCGUAACGUCAUCUCACGCACCAUGACCCGCAAAACCUCCAAGACGGUACAGAAGGCCCUGGCAGAGGAGGGGGGGGAGAGUGGUGAUGAGGGCUCCCUGUCUCCCACCACAGACUGGAUGCCAGGCCUGACAGCAGGCAAUAGGACAUCUGUGUGCUCCAAUGGCUCCGAGGACACUGUCCACAGCCCCGUCUCUCGCCAGCUCUCUGGGUGUGGGGACCGCCAGAGCCUGGACAGUGGCUACAGCCAGAGAGACAGCAUGAGGCUGGAGGAGUCCAGUCCUCCCUACACAGGCCCCUUCUGUGGUCGUGCUCGUGUCCACACAGACUUCAUCCCUAGCCCCUACGACAUAGAGUCCCUCAAGCUCCAAAAAGGUGACAUCAUCCAGAUCAUUGAGAAGGACCCGGUGGGCACAUGGACAGGGAAGCUCAACAACAAGGUGGGCACCUUCAAGUUCAUCUAUGUCAACAUCUUACCGGACGAGGCCACGCCACCCAUGAGGAAAAUGUGCCCCAGCAAGAACCGCUUCUCCAAGGCCAAAAACAAGCCCCAGACCCUGGAGGAAGUUCUGGAGAGGAUCGGUCUCACCGAGCUGGGCUCUUUGCUGUCUAUGCACGGCUUCCAAAGCCUGGAGGACUUUGGCGGGCUGAAGGAGUCCCACCUCAAUGAACUGAACAUCACAGAUGCUGAGCAACGUACCAAGAUUCUGACUGCUACUGAGCUGCUGCGUGACUCGGAUGACGAGUCUGAGCCAGAGGAGGAGGGAAGUAGCACUGAGGAGAAGGGUGACGUACCCAGGGACUCUGGCUGCUUCGAGAGCACAGAGAACAUGGAGAACGGGCGCCAUGAACCAGAGGGAGAGCCUGGUAUGCAGCAGAAGUCUAACCAGGAGCCAGAGCAGCAACAGAGAGAGGAGAAUCAGCUGAGCUCUGUUGAGGAGCAACUGCAGGAGCUUACAGUGGAUGAGGAGAUCUCCUGAGAACUGUGAAGAAGCUCUGGAAUUGAAGAGAACCUUGGUUGGUUGACUUUACUAAUGGACAUUUAUCAAAAGCCAACGACAAUUGGUUGAUUUAUUCAAACCAUCAGAAUAGUGAUAAAAUCAGGAUUAAGCCAUAUAUACUGCAAGGGAGUGUCUUUUCAUUUGUUGCCCCCAUACUUUUGAAACAAAGAGCCAUAGGGUCUGCAACCGUAGCAUGAGCUCCACCAGUAACUAUUGAAAAUGUUUUGGAAGAAUGCAAGACCUUUGAAAGUAUCUAUUUUUUGUUGAAAGCUUGGUGUGGUCAGGCUGUAAAUACAAGUGUUAUCCUUUUCCCUGAUACCAUGGCAUUUGAGCAGUUCUGAGUGGAUUUUAUAUAUACUGAGAGCAUUCAUAUCAUCAUCUUUCCAGGGCACUAUUAAGACCUUAGUAAGGGCAUAAAAACGGUAAUAUUCUUCUGUGUGUUUCGGACUUGAUAUAGUCACGCAAUUCCUAUUUCCAUCAAUGGACAGGUAAGAAAUUACUUUCCUGUGUCUUUUUUUAAUCCUUUAUUCUGUCAUCUUUAAUCUAUUACUUUUGAACAUUUUAGGUGUUUUGAGUUUUCAAUGUGUAAUGCUUUUGCUUGAAUGUUUUUUUUGGGGGGAAAUAGACAACCAAUUCUUGAAUAUGACCUAUGAAUGAAUGUUUCUAUAGUAUGUGGACUGUAUAUAACGUUGUAGACAUUUGACAGCACCAAAGUCAUAUCUCAUGUGUUCAGAGUUACUGUGUAUUUGGUUUUACCUUUUUGUUGUGUUGAUCAAAGUUAAUAUCUGUAUGUCUGUCAUAGUUGUUAGGUUGACUUUUCUGUAUUCAAUUUUAAAUAAAACACAUUUUUAUA